CGAAAGUUCUCCACUUCACUGCAGUGAUUAUAUAAGCUAACAUGCUAGCUAGCUUUGUUUAUACAAACAUGACAGUGACAGCCAUGGAUUUAGAUAAUUAAAGAAAGAUUACGGCUGUAAAUCCCAUGGGUAAUGGAGAAGUACUUUCAAAAACUUCAUUGGAUAUUGACAGUAAUUUACAAUAGAUGCCUUAAAAUGGAGAAGCCCCAGUGAUGAUGGAGGACCAGAAGAGCCCAGUGAAGGAGGAGAGCUCCAGAGAACGAGGCCUGCUCCACUUAUGGAGAGGCUACAGCAGUAGUGUUACCCCCGAACGGGUGCUUCUGUCCCGGCCCGUCCUCCAGGCUGCCCUCGGCAUCAGCCAUGGUAUCCUCCUGGCCGAAGGUGGGCUGGUGUACAGCUUCGGGGACCUGACGUGGCGGCAGGGCCUGAGGGUUCCUCCUACUGACCCUCUCCUUGAGUCUGUCCUCUCUGGUCAAUGUGUUGUGUCUGUAGUUGCAGGCUCCUUCCACUGUGGCGCCGUCACACGGGAAGGGGCUGUGUACAUGUGGGGAGAGAACUCCUCGGGGCAGUGUGGUCUGUCAGAGAGAGGCCUGGUCCCAGAUCCUAGCCUCAUCAGUGUGGUGGACUCUGAGGCUGUCACUCCACAGAUCAUCAGAAUCCUGGAGGUAACUUGUGGGGAGCAGCACACUCUGGCUCUGUCUGCCCAGCAUGAGGUGUGGGCCUGGGGCAGUGGCUGCCAGCUGGGUCUGGUCACCAGUGUGUUCCCUGUGUGGAGACCCCAGAAAGUGGAGCACCUGGCUGGGAGGCACGUCGUUCAGGUGGCGUGUGGAGGAUACCACAGCCUGGCCCUGGUACGACGCUUCCCUGCACAAGACUCUCAGUUUCCCCGGCCGACAGCUACUGAAAAGUGUGCCCAGUGCAACCAGCUGCUCUUCUCUAUGGUGGAUAAAGAGGACCAUGUCAUCAUCAGCGACAGCCACUAUUGCCCCCUAGGGAUUGAGUUGGCUGACAGCAAACCAGGGAGAUGUUCGAGAUCCAGACAGGCCUCCCAAUGUAGACAGGCCUCUCUAGCCCAGAGACACAGAGCCUCAGCCUGCCUGCUCUCUCAGACAGUCAGCCUUGAUCUGGGCCUUGACCCAGACCCCAUUAUAGGCCCAGAAUACCAAUUUCCUGGUGACACUGACAGUUCUCUCAGAGAGUCUGGCUCCAUAGAACAAACUAACCAAGAGGAUACUGGUACCUCUGACCUUCAAAGACAAGGCCCUGGGACUCUGACAGAGACAGACAGUAACUCGGCUGGAACACAGGCGAGGAGGAAAACCACAUCUUCAAUCGACGAGGAGGAACUGAAGGAAUACCUCAAGAGAACGUCUGAUCACAUCCUGUCUGAACAGAAUGACAAUAACAACACAGGGAAUCCGAUCACCUUAGCCAAUCAGACAACAGGGGAUUCACUCACCUUAGCCAAUCAGACAACAGGGGAUUCACUCACCUUAGCCAAUCAGACAACAGGGGAUUCACUCUCCUUAGCCAAUGAAACAGCAGAGGAUUCACUCACCUUAGCCAAUGAAACAGCAGAUGAUUCACUCACCUUAGCCAAUGAAACAGCAGAUGAUUCACUCACCUUAGCCAAUGAAACAGCAGAGGAUUUACUCACCUUAGCCAGUCAUAGCUCAGGAGAUCCACUCGCCCUGGUAAGUCAUGUCCCAGGACAGUGCCUAAACGGUGACCUACCUGAUCAAGACCAACCUUCUACCUUAACACCAUAUCUUCUACCACAACCUCACGAUGACACCACCAUGGCAUCCAGCCUAUCAUGUUCACUACUAGAGAACUACACGGGUGCCUUAGUUAUGGAACAUACCUUAGCUUUAACGGGCCGUGCUGCCUCAGCCUCACCCUUCAACACCCCUUUAGGCAUCGGCUCCACCAGCAGCCUCUGUGACUCAUCUCAGAGUGAAGGGUGUAUCCCAGUCGCAGGGCUGUGCGAGGCUCUGUCUGGGCCUGUCAUGGCAUACAGGAAGACCAACCAGGAAGUGCGUCUCUGUAUGGAGGAGGACUCCUUGCAAGGGAAGAAAUGCUCCAGUCUGACUGAUAUCCUGCUGGAGGAGGUCAUCGAGGGGAGUAGACGGCACUCACUGCCUCCUCUCCUCUCUCGUGCCUCCCCUGAGUUCCCCGGCAGGAGGAGCUCCCGCUCUAGGCCCAAUGUGCCCAGGAAGGAGGAGGUAGUGGAGUCUCUGCCCUCCCUGAACACAGAGGUGUGGAGCUGGGGCCGGGGGCAGGAGGGACAGCUGGGCCACGGAGACCAGCUACCCAGACUCCAGCCGCUGUGUAUCAAGAGCCUGAAUGGAGAGGAGGUAGUGAAGGUAGCGGCAGGAACACACCACUCUCUGGCCCUUACUGCACAUUGUCAGGUGUUUUCGUGGGGCAGCAACAGAUCCGGCCAGUUGGGACACAUGAACAGCCCCAAUACCAUGCCUCAACAGGCCAAGAUGUCAAAGGGUCUGCGUGUGUGGGACCUGGCAGCUGGGCAGAGCCACAGUGUUUUCCUGGCUGAUGGUGACUGCUGCCAGCCCAUCCUCUGCUACAGCGGUCAACAGGUGAUGGAGACCACACCUGAGAACCACAUACCUGGGACAGGGUCAACUGAGAGCUCUCCCUCCAGAACUGACACGUACACCCUCAGACCUGUCCUCCUGCCCUUCUGUAUGAAUAUGGGCUACAUCAGCAGUGUGUAUGGCGGAGGACAGUCCUGUCUAGCCCAGGCUGACCACAAUGUGAUGGGGUUCAUCUCUGCUCUCCACGAGCUGGCUGCAGCAGACAGGAAAUAUUACUGCAGGCUCAGAGACGUCAACAAGCGGGUGGUCAGCCCUCUACUGAGGAAAGAGUCUGUGUGCACAGUGUUGGGCCAGACGUCCAGCCUGCUGUUCCAGUCCCUGGCUAGUAGCUACAGCAGGCUCUGCCACCUGACAGGACAACACUCCGUCUCCCUUACAGCCUUCCUCCAUACUGACCGGGACGUCAAGGGACUGGUCAUCCUGAAACACGCUAACACCUUCCUGGACAUGUAUAAAGAGUACUGUGGCUCAGUGGGUAAUUUCCUGGUUAUGGGGGGAUUCCAAGCCCUCAUGAAGCCAUCUGUGGAGUGUUUUGGUAAGAAGUUUGAGGUUUUGCGUCAGCUGUCAGAGUCCAGUGAAGACAAGGUUCCUCUGUUGGACCUGUUGGUGUUGCUGUUCUACUCCCCUAUACAACACAUCCACGAGUACGCCAGGCUGCUGCUCAAACUGGCCACCUGUUUCGAUGUGAGUACAGUGGAAUACCAGAGGCUGCAGGAGGGCUGCUCCAAGUAUGAGGCACUGUCUCUCAGCCUGGGGAGGAAGAGGAAGGAGGCAGAGACAACGAACCAAUUCUGGAGGACAUAUUCUGGGAAAACUACUGAUGUCCUCCGUAAGCCCCAGCGCAGGCUGGUGUAUGAGAGUAGCAACAAGAGCCUGACCCUCCAGAACGCCGGGAGGUUCUCUGUUAACUGGCUCAUCCUGUUCAACGACGCUCUGAUUCAUGCACAGUUCUCAUCUCAUCAUGUCUACUCCCUGUCCACUCUCUGGGUGGAACCCAUCACUGCCAGCAGCAACCUGUAUGGAAUUAAGGUGACAACUCCAGAGGAGAGUUUCACUCUGAUAGCAUCCUCAGCUCAGGAGAAGGCUAAGUGGCUGAGGGCUAUUAACCAGGCCGUGGAGGCGGUGUUGACCGGAGAGGGGAGCGGUCCUGGGGUCCCCGCUGUCUCUCGUACCGCCUCCUACAUCUUCUACAAAGACCUACGUCUGAAGGAUGCCUCCUACUCAGGCCGCUGGCAGUCUGGCAAACCCCACGGCAAAGGGAUCAUGAAAUGGCCAGAUGGCAGAAAGUUCACGGGGACCUUUAAACAAGGACUGGAGGACGGCUAUGGAGACUGUAUAAUGCCAAACAAGAUCCUCAACAAGAGUGAUCGUUACCAGGGCCACUGGAGAGAUGGGAAGAUGCAUGGCUUUGGGACGUACAGGUAUGCUACAGGUCAGGUGUAUGAGGGAUCCUUCCAUGAGAACAUCCGUCAGGGCCAUGGGAUGCUGAGUUCUGGGAAGCUGAUUGGCUCUUCUUCCAGUGUGUUCGUUGGCCAGUGGCUUCAAGACAAGAAGAUGGGAUAUGGAGUGUUUGAUGACAUCACUAGAGGAGAGAAGUACUUGGGCCUGUGGAUUGAUGACCAGCGACAGGGCAGUGGUGUGGUCGUCACUCAGUUUGGUCUUUACUAUGAAGGGACCUUCAGCAACAACAAGAUGAUGGGUACUGGUCUGCUGGUAUCUGAUGAUGACACAGCCUUUGAGGGAGAGUUCUCAGAAGACUGGACCCCUAAUGGCAAGGGUUACCUGUCCAUGUCCAAUGGAGACUCCAUAGAGGGUCUGUUUAGUGGAGAGUGGACCUCGGGGCUGAAGAUCACAGGAACCUACAUGAAGCCGAACCUCUAUGAACCUGACAAGAAGCAAUCAACCAGGGUGCUUGAGUUGGGCCGUCUAGCCGUAUCCCCAGAGCAGAAGUGGAAGGCCGUGUUCUCAGAGUUUUGGAGCAGGCUGGGCUGUGAGGCCCCGGGACAGCCUGAGGAGAGAAUGAGGGCCUGGGAAAACAUCGCUGUUACAAUCACCGCAGGACGCAGAGACAGUCCAGAGCUGCUGAGCAGGUCUCAGAGUCAAGUCCUGGAGAUGCUGGAGGUGAUUCCUCAACACACAGGUCCAGUUACUGCUGGGGGGUAUGAGGUCAUCCGACGAUACCUCACCAAGGCCUGCGAAACCCCCCUCCACCCUUUGGGGGGGUUACUGGAGACCCUAGUGACUGUGUACAGGAUUACCUAUAUAGGGGUAGGAUCUAACAGAAGGUUGCUACAACAGGCUGUGGAAGAGAUCAGGUCCUACCUCAGACGGAUCUUCCAGCUGGUCAGGUUUCUGUUCCCUAACCUCCCUGACGAGGGAGGUGUUAUUCACGCUGACCACAAAGGAUCUUCAGAAACAGACCAGCAUGGCUUGGUGGUGAGUAGCUCCACUCUCCUACUACCAGUCCUGCUGCCCAGGCUGUACCCUCCUCUGUUCACCCUGUAUGCCCUGGACAAGGAGAGAGAGGAGGAGGUGUACUGGGACUGUGUCCUGAGGCUCAACAAACAGCCUGACCUGGGCCUGCUGGCCUUCCUGGGGGUCCUACAGAAGUUCUGGCCGGUCUCCGUCUCCGUGUUGGGAGAGAAGCAGCAGGUCCUUCCCAGCACCAAAAAUGCUUGCUUUGCUUCUGCAGUGGAGACUUUACAACAGAUCAGCACCGCCUUCACCCCGUCAGACAAGCUGCAGGUGAUCCAGCAUACCUUUGAGGAGCUGACCCAGGAAGUACAAGCCCUGCUCGAGGGGAACUUCCUGUUGUCCAUGGAUGACCUCUUACCUCUGUUUCUCUACGUGGUGCUUAGAGCACGGUAAGGAGGCAUUACUACUGAGGACAGGAGGCAUUACUACCAUUACUACUGAGGGCAGGAGGCAUUACUACCAUUACUACUGAGGGCAGGAGGCAUUACUACCAUUACUACUGAGGGCAGGAGGCAUUACUACCAUUACUACUGAGGGCAGGAGGCAUUACUACCAUUACUACUGAGGGCAGGAGGCAUUACUACCAUUACUACUGAGGGCAGGAGGCAUUACUACCAUUACUACUGAGGACAGGAGGCAUUACUACCAUUACUACUGAGGGCAGGAG
Molecule: messenger RNA, 5760 nt
Organism: Oncorhynchus masou masou (cherry salmon)
Lineage: Eukaryota; Metazoa; Chordata; Actinopteri; Salmoniformes; Salmonidae
Gene: als2a
Product: alsin Rho guanine nucleotide exchange factor ALS2 a
Exons: 33
Coding region: 213-5486 (1757 amino acids)
Biological process (GO): endosomal transport; regulation of GTPase activity
Cellular component (GO): dendrite; centrosome; intracellular membrane-bounded organelle
Molecular function (GO): guanyl-nucleotide exchange factor activity; small GTPase binding
Source: RefSeq, a predicted model, not a curated record